AAUUGUUUGCGCUGCAAAUUUGUUGCUAUUUAUUGAUGAUAAAUUUCGCAGGUUAGACAAUCGAAAAAGUAAAAUAUUUUAUGGAAAAGUUGGGGCAUUAAUACUAUGUAAGCAACACACUUGAAUCCUGUUACUAGCCUGAGGACAAUGGUAAAAGUGAAACGAGUUUAUUUCAAUCACUGCAUAUUGGUUAACAGGCCACUAAUAUUCAUGGCGGGUCGUGCAAUGGUAUUUGUAAAAGCGUAAAGAGAAAUGCUUAAAAGAAUUAUAUACAUCGUGUAACGGCUUUGUUGAAUCCAAAGUACCUCUGCUUAUAAUCAAUAUAUGUAACUUGCUCUGUAUAAUCUCUACAGAACAGGCGAUCAUAUUUUUCACAAGAAACUUGCAAAAACUCGUGCUAGAUAAAUAGGCAUGAAUUGCAGUUAUUUUAAUGAACCGUGAAACGUGACAUUACGGUAAUACCGCAUCAAUUGCGAACCAAUGUUACCAUUUAUCGUUCACCAAGAAUGAACGGUUCGCCGGGAAAACGAAAGCAAAAGUGAUGAUCACGCGUCUCUUCCUGCAACUUUUAAGAAAUUGGAAGGUGGAUCUUUACUGUAUGCCCAAGAGUGGUGUGCUACCGCAACCACAGUGACCAUCUCCAGUAUAAAAGCCGCUUCUGCCGGCCGCGCGCUUAGUUUCGCUUCGUGGCAACCGAUUGUGAAACACGAUACUCCCAACGUGAGCAACAUUCAUCCCAGAUCGGUUUUUUGCGAUUGAGAGACCUACUUCCUUUUACCAAUUAACCCUGGAACGUUAACGAGUUGCGUGGAAUCAGCUGGGAACUAUACUUUCUUUUUGUUAGUUAUCAACGGUCGACCAACGUUCUCACUGCUUUACAUUCGCACGGCUUUGACAGUGAAUAAACAUGGAAAUCCGUACACUGUUAAUAUUGUUAUCCGUGAUAGCAUUAGCGGUAGCAUUUCCUCAAAAAGAUGGUCAAAUUUUUAGUAACGAGGCUAUAAAACAAGCACAGAAUACCUAUCUUAUUCCAAAAGAUGCGACAAUACAAAAGGUACAAGAGGGUAUAGAACUGGCUGCGUACGAAUCAAUUCCUGGUGAUCAAAAGAUCAAUCUUUUUGAAAUUCUGGGAGAGCACGUUCCUCCGGAAGUCGUGAACAAUCUUCAGGCUCAGAUCGAUCAGAUAGGACGAAAUUAGAUUCGUUUCUUUCUUCCCCGAUUGUCAUCGUUUCCUUGUAAAAAUUUCUCUAGC
Molecule: messenger RNA, 1252 nt
Organism: Osmia bicornis bicornis
Lineage: Eukaryota; Metazoa; Arthropoda; Insecta; Hymenoptera; Megachilidae
Exons: 2
Coding region: 908-1198 (96 amino acids)
Source: RefSeq, a predicted model, not a curated record